This is a messenger RNA of Dipodomys spectabilis (banner-tailed kangaroo rat), 1083 nucleotides long. It is a transcript of the gene Ankrd49, whose product is annotated as ankyrin repeat domain 49. The transcript has 3 exons. NCBI's taxonomy places the organism in Eukaryota, Metazoa, Chordata, Mammalia, Rodentia, Heteromyidae. Gene Ontology annotation, molecular function: protein binding. The record is from RefSeq and is a predicted model, not a curated record. The coding region runs from base 174 to 893 and encodes 239 amino acids.
CCCGGGUGCGCCCGCCCCGCCCGCCGAGAGCCGAUCGCCCGCGCCUGGGCGCCCGGAGGCGGCGUCCGGAGUUCCUGCCCAGGACGGAUCUUGAUGAACAAAACAAAGCAGACGUAAUUCAUCUCUAGAAGUCUACCUUAGCAUAGAAAAAAAAUUUAGUUAGAAUAGUAAAAAUGGAAAAAGAGAAAAUAAAUCAUGAUGAAAAAACAGAUGCAGAAAAUUCACUGGACUUUUCUGACCACUUUAACCAACUUGAACUGUUGAAAACACAUGGACACCUCAUUCCCACUGGUACUCAAAGUCUCUGGCUAGGCAAUUCUGAUGAAGAUGAGGAACAAGAUGAAAAAAGCGAAGAGUGGUAUCAAUUGCAAGAAAAAAAAAUGGAGAAGGAUCCAAGCAAAUUGCUUCUUUGGGCUGCCGAAAAUAAUCGGCUUACUACAGUACAGAGACUACUUUCUGAAAAGGCCGCUCAUGUGAAUACUAGGGAUGACGAUGAGUAUACCCCUCUUCAUCGGGCAGCCUACAGUGGACACUUAGACAUUGUCCGUGAGUUGGUGGCCCAAGGGGCAGAUAUUCAUGCAAUAACUGUGGAUGGCUGGACAGCCCUGCACAGUGCUUGUAAGUGGAAUAACACCAGAGUGGCUUCCUUCUUACUUCAGCAUGAUGCAGAUAUCAAUGCCCAAACUAAAGGCCUCUUGACCCCCUUGCAUCUUGCCGCUGGGAAUAGAGAUAGCAAAGAUACUCUGGAACUCCUUCUGAUGAACCGCUAUAUCAAACCAGGUCUGAGGAACAACUUGGAAGAAACUGCAUUUGAUAUUGCCAGAAGGACAAGCAUUUAUCACUACCUCUUUGAAGUUGUGGAAAGCUGUACAAAUUCUUCUCCCAAGUCUUAAUGGUUCGGUUAAUUUUCUUAAGUUUCCAAAAUGCCAGUCCAUCAUUUUUGUAAGAUACAAAAUAUUUUCACAAUACAAAGUAGACAUCAAUGUCUUACUGUAAAAAUAUGGGUUCUUAUGGUAUUCUUCCAAGUGAAUUGCCUGACUUUGAUGUCCAAAUAUAUUCAAGAGUUGUUUGGGAGCCGGGCGC